This is a messenger RNA of Paramuricea clavata, 4915 nucleotides long. Lineage: Eukaryota; Metazoa; Cnidaria; Anthozoa; Malacalcyonacea; Plexauridae. The record is from the annotation of a GenBank genome assembly.
AUGUGUGCUAGUUCAAUUGGUUGUGAAAAAGGUGUUGUGAAUUUGUAUGAUAGCCUUUUCUAUGAUGUUAUCCUUGAUGAUCUUCAACAACAAGCAGAAAAUCUAGUUGGAGAUGAUUUUCAAGAAAUUAACGUUGUACCAAUACAGCAGCAGUCAAGUGGCUCCGAUUUAUUACAGACUUUGAUAAACAUUAAAAAUUUUGGUGGCCAAGACUGAGAACCUCCAUGUGGUGACUAAUGGGCAACAAUAUGUUGUGUAAACAGAUUAGAUUAGAUUUAUUAAAAUACUUGAAUGGCAGUUCAAAAUCGAACUGAAAAACACAAGUUUACAUAGUUUAAAAAUAGAACAAAAUAUGUAUAUACAGAUUAUAGAUAGCUGGUAAUACUAAUUACAAUAACGUAGGAUUGCUAAUUUACAAAUGAUAUAUUAAUCUAUAGAAGCCUAAAAGGUUAAAAAGAGUUCCAUUUGCAUACGCAAUAUGGCAAAAGACUAUCAUUAUAGUGUUUAGUUCGGGUUUUAAAAAGAGAGAUAGAUCGGGAAUGUCUAAGAUUGUACUAAUGAUCUAAAGGUUCAGGUAAUAGAUUAAAAAUUUUGCUCGAAGUGUCACUAUAAUUAUUUUUGUAAAAAGGUCUGCAUAACAAUUCCCUUCUCUCCUCGAGAGUGGGCAACUUUAGGUCUUUGAGGCUUUCGGAGUAGGACAAGUGGGGAACAAUUUUGAACGCAUGUCUCUGAAUGUGCUCUAAUUCAUCAGUCAGGAACUUUGGUAACGACGUAUGCCAGACUGGACACGCAUAUUCCAAGACAGGUCUGAUAAAACUACAAUAUACUGUCCUAAGAUCACUCGGUUGGACACCAUUUCUUCUUAAUAUCCUUAAAGCGUACAGAUGUUUGCUUCCUUUGGAGGAUAUGUGCCUGAUGUGUGUAGUCCACUUAAGAUCUGAGGUCAAAUUUACCCCCAGGAGCUUGAUGGUAUUAACAGCCUCCAAGGGUUGGUUAUUGACAAUCAAGGGUUGUGCCAAGGGUUGAUUGAUCAAAAAUGACACGGUGAAAUCUUUAGUUUUUUUAAUGUUCAACUUCAUGUUGUUUGCACUUGACCACUGGGUCAUGUUGUCAAGUUCUUGCUGUAAUUUUGGUAGAUCCAGUUCACAUACUCUAACGACUUCAGAGAUUGCACAAUCGUCAACAUACUUGUACAAAGGCAAUUCGCUGGACAGGUCAUUGACCAUUAUAAGAAAGAACAGAGGACCAAGUUUGGUACCUUGUGGAACUCCAGCUUUUAUUUCUUUCCAAUCAGAUUUACAAGUUUUUAAUUUGACGCGCUGCUGUCUGCCUUGAAGAAAACUUGAACACCAGUUUAAUAGGACCAUGGAACAUUGAGAAGCUGUAACUUGCGCAUCAGAAUGUUAUGAUCAAUUCGAUCAAACGCUUUGGAAAAAUCAAUAAAACAGGUUCGGAUAAAGGUGUUAGGCGUUUCCAGGGCAGAGAGCCAGUAGUGGACUAAAUGCACGAGGGCGUCAGUGGUUGAAGACUUUUUCACACUACCAAACUGGAAAGGGUCGAUGUAUGACAUAAAAAUAGGUGCAAGCAAGUUGAAAACAAAAGACUCAAGAAUUUUGCUCAACACUGCAGUUAGAGAUAUAGGUCUAAGGUCCGUAUCAAUAGACUUCGGUCUAGAGAUCUUCCCCAACGGGAGGACAUCCGCACAUUUCCACAGCCCAGUGACUCGACCUUCUCUAAUAGAAGAGUUAAACAUGGAACACACAGGGAUGCUAAUAGUUGUGGCACAGGUUUUCAAGAGCCAAUUGGGAAUGUCGUCAGGUCCUCAAGCAAGUUCUACGGCAUCACAGGUAAUAAUGUACUCAUCAGGAAUGUUGGAAACAGGUAUGGGAGUAAAGUUUAGUUGUGGUAUGUCAGCAGCAACACUGCAAAAGGAUUCGUUAAUAGCGACAGCAAGAUCGAAGUCCUUCAAAACAGUGCCAUUUACUGCUAAGCUUGUUAACAGGGGAGGAUUAGAAAGUCCAGACAACAGCUUGAUUCCGUCCCACCACUUUUUAGGAUUACUCUCAUGCAUGUGAUUGAUUUUGUCAUUGUAGAAUCUUUGGCGUGCUCUCUUGCAGAGUUUUAUCACUUUAUUGCGAUAAACAUUAUAUUGGUGUAAGUCAUUAUUCAACCAAGCUUGUUGACGUUUCUUAAUAGAUUCUUUAAUAACAGGAGUAAUCCAUGGUUUCUCGUUAAGAUGAUGUUUCACAGUACGCAUGGGGAUGCAGGAAUUUCAAAGCAACAUGAACUACAGACUGGAAAGAAUCCAGUUGUUCCUCGCAUGAAUUCGGCCACAUGAGUGGCGUCGAGUUAACAGUAUUCAGAUGAGAGAUCGAUAAUCACGCUUUUGCAAUCGUGUGGUUGGUAGACUUGGAGCAUGUGUCAAAAUAGGUUGUAGUAAGAUACUGGAAUGAUCGGAUUGACCAAUAGGAGGCAGGAUGAUGGCAUCGUAGUAAGGUGACAGAGUUGAAAAAGCUUGGUCAAGGAUAUUACUUUCCCUGGUGGGCUUGGUUACCAGUUUCUUCAAUCUAAAAGAGUUGCAGAGAUUACCAGGUUUGAAUUGAUUGAAAUCACCAAAGACCAAGAUGGCAGAAUUAGGAUAGGUGGCAAGUAAAGAAUCGAAACAUUUGAAGAUAUGCAUUUGAAGAACAUGGUCAUUGCUCUGAGGAGGAUGGUAAACUGUUCCCAAUAAAAUAGAGUUGAUUCCUCGUGGUAAACGUUCCAUUCUGAUUAGAAACCAUUGACUCUCAAUUUCUGGCUCGCUCAGGUCAGUUAAUUUGGUAAAAUACCACCCCCGCAUUGGUUAUUCAGUCUAUUCCUUUGGCACGAUACAUAGCCAGGUAUACGAAUAAGGUCAUCAGUUACUCGUGAAUUUAACCAUGUUUCAGUAAUUACGACAACAUCCUAAAAUUCGGUGGAAAUUGAUGCUGAGACCUCGUCUAACUUAUUGACCAUCGAACUAACAUUACUAAACCAAAUCUUGGGGAAGCGUGGAAUUGUAACUGAUCUCCGCAAGGGGAUUAAUGAACUUUAAUCAGGGACACUGAUGCACUCAGGCCGUUUGUUUUUCCUGGGUUUCAUGAUUGUAGGAAUCGGGUAUUUGUUAAGUUCCUGGUUAUGUGAAAUGGCACUUACAAUGUUUUGAGGGGGUAAAAACGGCGAGAUUUGGGUUAUGAAUGAAUGAAUGAAUUUAAUUUGAUUUGACACCAACAUUACAAAAAUAAAAAAUAAAAAGAUUGUAAAUUACAUGCAUAUACUGUAUAUAUAAAUAUUAUAGAACUGUUAUAUAAUAGUUAGAUAUUUAAAUAAGAUAGAUAAGUUAUAUAAAUAAGUAUAGUUCGAUAAAUAAAUUUUGUUCAGUCAUCAUGUUGGUGACAAGGAAGCCUAAGACGAAACCACAAGGCUUAUAGGAGUUUAGGCUCCCUUUUAAAUGAGCACAACAUAUAUAAACACAAUUAAGGGGAAUCAGACGUUUAGAGCAUAUGAAAUUAUUUUACCAGUUUCAUAAUAUAAAUGAUGGCUAUAUUAGAUAUUUUAACAUUCUAUUCCUGAAGCAACUUAAAGUCUCUGAAUUUUUAAUGUUUUCCGGAAGGGAAUUCCAUUUUUGGGGUCCUUGGAACAAAAUAGUAAACUUCUUUAUGUUUGUACGACAUGUAUGAGGUCGAUAUAGAUUUGCAUUUCUAGUGUUGUAAGAGUGCAUGUGAUGACUAGUAAUGAAAAUAUUAUGAAAUGAAGAUGGAAGUAAAUUAUAAUGAUAGCAAUACAUGAAUUUAACAAUGUAUAAGAAAUUAAUUUUAUAAAUAUCAAGCAGAUUCAGCCGAUAAAACAGUGGUGCAGUAUGUGCUGUAAAGUCAGCGUUUGUCAAAGCUGUAACAAGUCGUUUUUGGAUUAAAAAUAAUCUUUUUACAUUUGUGACAUAGGUAGAAGACCAAAUGACGUUGCAGUAGGUCAGAUAUGGGUAGAUCAAGGUAUAAUAUAAGGAUAAUUUAGUUUUCAUAGACAAUAGAAAACGUGAUCUAUAGAUUAUGCCGGUGGAUUUUGAGACUUUUUUGCAGAUGUGAUCAAUAUGAAAUUUCCAUGAAAGAUUUUCAUCUAUAAAAACUCCAAGGAACUUUACCACUCGUUUUUGCGUAAGCUUAUUUUCAUUAAACAUGAGCGGUAUCAUAAUAGUUUUUAAUUUCUUUUGUUUUGGUUUAAAAAUAACGUAGUUUGUUUUCUUGGUAUUAACUGACAAUUUAUUCGCCUUCAUCCACAAGCUAAUACUACUCAAUUCUUGAUUUAAGACAGUAGCUAACACAAGUGGAUCAGAAUGUGAGUAGUAAAUACUUGUAUCAUCUGCAAAUAAUAAUGGUUCCGCUAAUCGCAAGGCAUUCGGAAGGUCAUUAAUAUAUAGAAUGAAAAACAGUGGUCCUAAUAUGGAACCUUGAGGAACGCCACAUUGAAUAAUCUGUUUGGAAGAGGAAACAUCAUGCUGUACAAAUUGUUCACGAUUUUCAAAAUAGCUUUUAAUCCACUGUAACGCCACACCACGAAUGCCAUAACGUUCAAGCUUAGAAAACAAUAUUUGGUGAUUUAAUGUGUCAAAUGCUUUAGACAGAUCUACAAAAACACCGGCUGUAAUUUUAUUUUGAUCAAUAGCAGUUGCAAUCUUGUUAGUCAAAUGAAUUAAAGCAAAAUUAGUUGAAUUAUUUUUACGAAAACCAAAUUGAUAACAAUACAAUAUUUCGAACUUUUCAAUAAAUUCAAUUAGUCGAUUGUACAUUACCCUUUCAAAGAUCUUCGAAAAGUUUGAUAGAAUUGAAAUAGGUCUGUAAUUAUUAAAAAGUUUUGGGUCAUCGGCUUUAUAAAUAGGGAUAACUUUAGCCGUUUUUAAUUU